Exophiala viscosa is the source of this 924-nucleotide messenger RNA. Its product is annotated as nuclear transcription factor Y, alpha. Lineage: Eukaryota; Fungi; Ascomycota; Eurotiomycetes; Chaetothyriales; Herpotrichiellaceae. Gene Ontology annotation, biological process: regulation of transcription by RNA polymerase II. Gene Ontology annotation, cellular component: CCAAT-binding factor complex. Bases 1 to 924 code for a protein of 307 amino acids. The transcript has 2 exons. The record is from RefSeq and is a predicted model, not a curated record. Gene Ontology annotation, molecular function: DNA-binding transcription factor activity, RNA polymerase II-specific.
AUGGAGUAUCCUCCCCAAUAUCAACAGCAUACUCAACAUCCGCAUCUGCAGGGUGGGUACCAGACAUCGCCUCAAAGCGCUGGUCCAGGUACGCUCCAAUCGCCUUCCGGUCCUCAACCGCAUAUGCAACAACACAAUCCCAACCAAGCUUCUCCCAUCCUUCCAUCGCAGACCCAGAAUCAUUAUCAACCUCAAGCAGCUGGCGGCGCCCACCAGCCGAUGGGUUACCCACAAUAUGGCAUGGGCACAGGCAUGACACAAGGAUAUGGUAUUUCCCCUACACAAGCUGCGGCGAUGGCCACAGCGGCAGCAUCAGGACAAAUGCCUCCCCUAUCGUCCGCAGUUAACAUGCCUCAACCAUCUCAGAUGGGACAACAGAGACGUAUGAGCCAGCAUAUCACCAGCCCUCACGGUCAAGUCUCGCAACCGGUUAUGAACCACACCUUACCUAGAGCAUCCGUACCUCCUGCGAUGGCCCCUCCGCAACAACAAGUACAAGCACCGCAAGAAGAAAUUGUGGCUGGAGGUGCUGAAGAGUCGCCUUUGUACGUUAAUGCCAAACAGUUCCAUCGCAUCCUCAAACGACGCGUCGCUCGACAGAAGCUCGAGGAACAGCUCCGACUUACGUCCAAGGGACGCAAGCCGUAUCUUCACGAGUCCAGGCAUAAUCAUGCUAUGCGACGACCUCGUGGACCGGGAGGUCGCUUCUUGACCGCCGACGAGGUCGCUGCGCUGGAAAAGGGUGAGACAGUGCCUGGGGUCAAUGAUGGCACUGCGCCAGCCUCGAAGAACAGCGAAAAAGCGACAUCCGGCAAGAGGAAAGCCGGAGCGGCUGACAACGAGACGCCAGUCAAGAAGUCCAAACUCGCCAGCGAAAGUGCAGAGGAAGAAGAUGACGACGAUGGUGAGGAAGACUUGGGUUGA